This is a messenger RNA of Siniperca chuatsi (mandarin fish), 4029 nucleotides long. RefSeq names its product transcription factor 7 (gene tcf7). Gene Ontology annotation, cellular component: beta-catenin-TCF complex. NCBI's taxonomy places the organism in Eukaryota, Metazoa, Chordata, Actinopteri, Centrarchiformes, Sinipercidae. The record is from RefSeq and is a predicted model, not a curated record. The transcript is spliced from 13 exons. Gene Ontology annotation, molecular function: RNA polymerase II cis-regulatory region sequence-specific DNA binding; DNA-binding transcription factor activity, RNA polymerase II-specific. Bases 294 to 1949 code for a protein of 551 amino acids. Gene Ontology annotation, biological process: canonical Wnt signaling pathway; regulation of transcription by RNA polymerase II.
UUCGGCGCCCUUUGAUGUCGGAGUCCUCGCCUAGUCUUGGGCUCAAAUGAGCUGUUUGCUGUUGUAGGGAAACAUUAGUUCUCUACCAACCAACCAGCCGGGGGACGCCACAUCUCAACUUUUUUUUCUGUAUGUGGUGGAUGUUUCUGCACUUUGGAGGCGCCCCAGACUGAGGAGAUUUAACAGAAAAAGUCCCUUGAUUCUUUUCUUUAUUUAUACUCUUUCUUUUUUUUUUGUUAUUAUUUUAUUUUUUUUAAAGUGUAUAAUCUCGCAGGGGUGGGGGAGAAGUAGACAUGCCUCAGCUCAGCAGCGGCGGCGGGGACGACCUGGGAGCGAAUGAUGAGAUGAUAGCGUUCAAAGACGAAGGGGAGCAAGAGGAGAAAAUCCAAGAAAACGCGUUCACGGAGAGAGACCUGGCCGACCUCAAGUCCUCCCUGGUGAACGAGUCGGAAAUAAAUCAAAGUCCGAACGCAGCGGCGGUCAGACGGGCGCAGCAGGGCGAGCACAGGGGCUUCCCGGAGAAACACCGGGAGCAUCUCGACGUGGUGUCGAAGCACCAAGAUGGAGGCAUGUACAAGACGCCGGCAUAUCCGGGGUAUCCGUUCCUGAUGCUGCCUGACCCCUACCUCCCCAACAGUUCGGUUUCUCCAUCUUCCAACAAAGUUUCGGUGGUGCAGCAGUCUCACGGGAUGCACCCGCUGACAUCCCUCCUGCCCUACAGCAACGAGCACUUCAGCCCGAGUCCUCCACACCUGCCCACAGACAUGAGCCAGAAGACCGGCGUUCACAGGCACCAGUCCCAGGACCUCUCGGGGUACUACUCCCUCCCUCCAGGCGGCGUCGGACAGAUCACUCCCUCCAUGGGCUGGCAGAGCCAGCCAGUCUAUCCUGCCCUGUCCCCCUGUGGAUUCAGGCAGCCCUACUCCUCCAACCUCUCCAGCGCCUCCUCCUACUCCAGGUACCAUAGCCGGCUGGUCGGACCAAGCCAGACGGAGCCAAGAAAGUUCCCUCACUCUCUGAUGCUGGGCCCAUCAGGCAUGCAUCCUACAGGGAUCCCCCACCCAGCCAUAGUGCCCCCUUCAGGCAAACAAGAUCAUGAACAGUAUGACAGGGGCAUGAAGCCACAUGUGGAGGCCAAGCGGGAGAAGGAGCCCAAGAAGCCGGUCAUCAAGAAACCCCUGAAUGCCUUCAUGCUCUACAUGAAGGAGAUGAGGGCAAAGGUCAUCGCAGAGUGCACAUUAAAGGAGAGCGCCGCCAUCAACCAGAUUCUGGGUCGAAGGUGGCAUGCACUGACCCGAGAGGAGCAGGCCAAGUACUACGAGUUGGCCAGGAAAGAGAGACAACUCCACAUGCAGCUCUACCCGACCUGGUCUGCCAGGGACAACUACGAGGCGGGCCUUAGCGGGGUCGCAGGGGAAAAGAGUAAAGCUGAUUGGGGCAAGAAGAAGAGGAGAAAAAGGGAGAAGUUGCAGGACUCCAAUACAGACCCGGGCUCUCCUAAGAAAUGCCGGGCUCGCUUUGGCCUCAACCAACAAACGGACUGGUGCGGUCCUUGCAGGAGGAAAAAGAAGUGCAUUCGCUACCUUCAAGGAGGAGGCUGCCCCAGCCCAACUUCUUCAGAUCUAAGUGCUAUAGACUCUCCCCCCUCCCCUUCCCUUGCCCGCCACCGUCUGUACCAGCACCAGCACCCCCCCUCCCCGGGCUGCUCCCCACCGCCCACCUCCCCAUCAACACGCCUCCCCUUGUCUCCGCCAACACACGCACGCUCACACACACGCUUACCCCUGCAGCAGUCUGCCGACAAGCGCAGCGACCUCCGUCAGCCCGCAACCAAACACAUCCACACACACCUGGAACUGUCCGGUAAGCAGACACACAGCUCGACGACGGCGCUGUCGGCCGCCAAGGCUGCAGGACUUUCUCUCAAAGUGCUAACAGAGACUCAGUGAUCGCUCCGGUCCGCUCACCUCCCUGACCCCGUUCAUCUCAGCUUCCUCCAGAGCCAUGAAGAUCAUCUUCCUCACAUUUAUCUAUACCAUGUGGUCCAUUCUGUUUGAUGAAAAAGUAAUAGGAGUGACUGAGGGUGGCAAGGUGAUGAAGGGGGACGCAUCCUUCAGUCCCUGGUGACAGCCAGCAUCCGCCCUGCUAGAUUACAGCAGAGUAAGCUACUAGCGGUGUCUCAGUUCAGAGGCUGGAUACUCUAAAGUCUGCGUUUAUAGACCAAAUACGUCAUUAUUGAGGCCUAUUCCUUGUCAAAAUCUCUUUCAAAUGGUCAAUUCUUUAAUCAAGCAUUCAGGUAAUCCAAGUCAACCUGGAUUACAUAACCACGUCAUAUUUGGCAGAUAUGUGGUUCAGGUGGUCACCAAUCACUGGUAAAUUGUUACCAGUCUAGACAUGUUAAUAAGGUUAGUAUUUACCAUUAAUCUAGUCAUACUGUAAAUUUGGUGAUAAUUAAACUUGUCCCAGUUUGGUAUUUUGUUAUUGUAUGAGAACAACUUCCUGGUCAUGAAUAAUAGAAAUUAUUGUUUUACAAGUUGACAAGGAACACUUGAAUGUAGCAGAGUCUGUGCCUGUGAGGCUGAACUGUAUCAUUAGAAAGAGAUGUUUUUGUCUGGUGGUUCCCCCAAGGAUCCACUUUGAGUCACAUCCAGGAUCCAGCCCCUGAAUCGGUGAUUGAACCCCCACCAGUCACCAAGAGUUCCAGUGUUACAGAGGCAGACCUGUGCUGGAGGCAGAGUUAGUGCUUUGACCUCCAUGACAAUCACCACCAUUGUAUUGUAAAUGAGCUCUUUGUUAAAUGAACCACAUCAACACAGACCUAAAAAUGAGGCACAGAAAUGUUCUAAGAGCUGAUCUGGCAUCAAGUCAGAGCGUUGUUGCAGAAGACUCUUAUUCAGAGGUCACAGUGUUGUUACAUAUACACUAUCCUCCAGAUUUAAGGGUUUACAUAUCACCAUCACAGCUAUCACUCUUACACAUUAUCCACCAUCCGCCACUAUCAGUCAGACCAAACCAGAGGGGAGCAAAGACCAACAACCAGCCAUCCUGACCAGCAGAACCUCAGCUCUAAAGAGGGACAGAUUUACUUUUUCUUAGCUGCCAUUUUGUAAACAGUUCGAUUUGCAUUUCAUUCCAUUUCCAAACAUUUUUAUAAACUACCUGUGCAGCACCUUUGGACAAAGAAAACAUUUUCAGCAGGUAAAAGUUUCAUAAUUAUACAUGACUGAUUAUCCCCAACUUCAAGUUACAUUGUUUCUUUUAGGCACUUUCAGGCUGUCAGUCUCUCGCUAUAUCAACCGUUACAUUUUUGUUCUGUUUUCUCCUAAUUUGUGGUAUUUCUGUAUGAAUCUUAUGUGAUUUUUAAGGACAUGUUUUGCUGGUGGGGAAACCCUCAGAGAAAGAUGAGGGGUUUUUUUAAGUCUCUUGGCUGUUUUCCUUUUGACUGAACUUUUUCAGCUCUGUAAACUUAUCUGAGACCAAAUGGGUACUAUUAUAUUGCAUUGUGUUGUAAAGUUUUAUAAAUGUUGGAAUUCCCUAUUAUAAUUAAAUUUUUCUAUGUUUUUAUGUAAAAAAAAAAAGAGAAAUAACAAAAAAAGAUUUUGUUUCUACCAUUUCUUAAAGCAAUACGUUUUGUGUUUGUCCUCUUGUGCAGAAUUUUACUUUUUAUUUGGUUAAGUGUUACUGCAGCUGCAUUCAGAUGAUAUCUUGUGUUCUCAAUCUGUGCAUGUUCCAACUUAAAUGUAACAAAAAUAAGAUUUUGACUAAAGGCUUUAAUGUACUGUUCUGCUUGCAGCUUCAAACUCAGCUUCCACCGCUGUGGACUAAGUGCAGGCUGAACUUCUGUACAGCAAAACUGUUUUCCUCCAGCAGAGUGAGCUCUUGUGCUAGAAAUAGCUUCUUUUAAUUUUGAAGAUGUUCACGUCAAUAGUGGCAACACCUUGAAGAUGUCUUUUGUAUUUUUUAACGCCUCAAAACGCCUGAUGUAUUACUUGUUUUUGUUUGAUGUAUUAAAGUGUUUUGAAUAUCUUG